CAUGGCGCAUGCGCGCCGCCUGCAUCCGGCAAGCCGGAGUAGUUGGGUGCCGCGCUGUUCUAGUUAUGGCUCCGGACUCGGGGCCCUGCCCUGACGGACAAGUUCUGAAGCUGCUGCCGGUGGAUCCCCGGGACCGGGACACCCAGCGCUGCCGCCUGGGGCCAGCAGCCUUCCGCAGCCUGGGCGCGUGCCUGGGCUCGCCGCUGAGGAUCUCGUUGCCCGACGGCGGCUGCUGCCUCUGCACGGCCUGGCCGCGGCGCGACGGAGCGGACGGCUAUGUGCAACUGGACCUGCAGUGUGCGAGCCCCGGGACCGAGGCGGCCGCGGGGAGAAUCAGUCUGGACUGCUUGCAGCCGGUGCCUUGUCCGCCCCUGCGGCGCCUAGCGGUGUGGCCGGUGCUGCGAUCGCGGGCGGGAGCCCCAAGUCCCGACGCGGUGCUGGAGGUAGCGCAGGAGCUGCUGCGCAACCGGCCGGUGUCGCGGGGACACGUGGUGGCCACUCCGCCGGGAGUCCCGGGCCCUGUGGCAGCGGUGCACGUGGUGGGCGGGACACCAGACCCAGAGCCCGCCGGGUUGGUCACACCGCACACUCGCAUCACGCUCAGCGACAAGCCGCCGCCACAGGUCGAGCCCCCCGGGGAGGUGGCCCUUGGGGGUUUGUCGGAGACGGCAGACUCCCUGCGGGAGCUGCUCCUCCUGCCGCUGCGCUACCCGCUCGCCCUAACUGCCCUGGGGCUGGCAGUGCCUCGUGGGGUGCUCCUGGCAGGACCCCCGGGAGUGGGCAAGACCCAGCUGGUGCGAUCCGUGGCGCGCGAGGCCGGUGCCGAGCUGCUGGCCGUGAGUGCCCCGGCGCUGCAGGGCGCACGGCCCGGAGAGACAGAGGAGAACGUGCGGCGCAUCUUCCAGCGCGCCCAGGAACUGGCCAGCCGCGGGCCCAGCCUCCUCUUCCUGGACGAAGUGGAUGCCCUGUGUCCUCGGAGAGGCAGUUCCCAGCGAGCUCCCGAAAGCCGCGUGGUGGCCCAGGUGUUGACCCUGCUGGAUGGCAUCCAUCGGGACCGGGAAGUUGUGGUUGUAGGAGCCACCAACCGGCCAAACGAGUUAGACCCAGCGCUGCGCAGGCCCGGGAGGUUUGACCGAGAGGUUGUCAUUGGGACUCCCACAUUCAAACAAAGAGAGGCAAUUCUGCGAGUGAUUACGUCAAGGAUGCCAAUCUCCAGUCAUACGGACUUAGGUCUCCUGGCAGAAAUGACAGUUGGCUAUGUUGGUGCUGACCUCACAGCACUCUGUAGGGAAGCCGCCAUGUGUGCCCUUCUGAAGAGCGAGAAGAACCAAAACAGCCCUGAGAUUGAAGAAACAGACUUUCUGGAAGCUCUUAAAAAGAUUCAGCCCUCCUCGUUUCGAAGUUCCGUUGGCCUGACGGACGUCAAACCUGUUGGCUGGGAUCAGAUAGGUGGGCUUGACGCUGUGAAGCUGCGGCUGAGGCAGUGUGUUGAGUGGCCUCUGAAGUUCCCGCAGGAGUUUGCUAGGAUGGGUCUGACACAGCCAAAGGGCAUUCUCCUCUACGGUCCCCCUGGAUGUGCUAAAACCACUCUGGUGAGGGCCUUGGCCACAAGCUGUCACUGCUCUUUUGUGUCAGUGAGUGGAGCUGACCUCUUUUCACCUUUUGUUGGAGAUUCAGAAAAAAUCCUGUCACAGGUAUUUCGGCAAGCAAGAGCCAGUACUCCAGCGCUUGUGUUUUUGGAUGAAAUUGACUCAGUCUUGGGGUCUCGCUCAGUCGGCACCUCGGGAUGUGAUGCUCGGGAGCGGGUUCUUUCAGUGCUGCUGAAUGAACUCGAUGGUGUGGGAGUUAGGCCGGUAGAGAGAAGAGGGAAUAAAUCAAACCAACAGGAGUGUCAAGAGAUUCUUAAUCGGAGUGUCAUGGUUGUCAUGGCGACAAAUAGGCCUGAUGUGUUAGAUGAUGCCUUGCUACGACCUGGAAGAUUAGAUAAGAUGAUCUAUGUCCCUCCUCCUGACCACGAGGGCAGGCUCUCUAUUCUAAAAGUCUGUACAAACAACAUGCCCAUAGGUCCUGAUGUUUCACUGGAAAACCUAGCAGCAGAAACCUGUUUUUUCUCUGGAGCUGACCUUAGAAACCUCUGCAAAGAAGCUGCCUUGUUUGCUCUGCAAGAAGAUGGACUGGAAGCAACCACAGUGAAACAGGAGCACUUCUUAGAGUCCCUGAAGACUGUAAAACCGUCCUUAAGUCGCAAAGACUUGACUUUCUAUGAAAACUUAUUUAAGAAAGGACUUUCUAACUUGGAAGAUAAUUAAAUCUUUAUUUUAACCAGCUUUUCACAUGAAUUAGAAUGUGGACUUGCUUGUGGUUUGCAAC
Molecule: messenger RNA, 2370 nt
Organism: Acomys russatus (golden spiny mouse)
Lineage: Eukaryota; Metazoa; Chordata; Mammalia; Rodentia; Muridae
Gene: Afg2b
Product: spermatogenesis associated 5 like 1
Exons: 8
Coding region: 9-2309 (766 amino acids)
Molecular function (GO): ATP binding; ATP hydrolysis activity
Source: RefSeq, a predicted model, not a curated record